Brachypodium distachyon (stiff brome) is the source of this 773-nucleotide messenger RNA. RefSeq lists its product as uncharacterized. The record is from RefSeq and is a predicted model, not a curated record. NCBI's taxonomy places the organism in Eukaryota, Viridiplantae, Streptophyta, Magnoliopsida, Poales, Poaceae. The coding region runs from base 114 to 350 and encodes 78 amino acids. The transcript has 3 exons.
GUCCGCCCAGUCCUUCUCCCUCUCUUUCCUGUCCUCCCCCACGCGUGCGCCUCCUUCCUCCCUUCCCUCUCCCCGGCGGCGGCUGCGGCGGACGAACCCGAUCGCAAGGAACAAUGUCGUUCAAAUGCGUUGUUGGCGCGACGGUUGCUUCCUUGGGCAUUGCGUAUGUGUGCGACACGGCUGUUUCUGACAAGAAGAUUUUUGGAGGUACCGUUUGCAAGACAGCCACUGACAAGGAGUGGCAGCAAGCCACGGACGCCAAGCUCCAGGCCUGGCCUCGCACCGCUGGACCACCGGUCAUCAUGAACCCCAUCAGCCGCCAGAACUUCAUUGUCAAGCCCUCUGACUAGGCGGUCGCAAGCUGGAUCAGCGUCUUACUUCCACCAUGGAGCCAAAGUUUCUUUUCUAGGUCUUGAAAUCCUAAUAAAAGGGACUAAAGUUGGGAUAUCAUUUUUGCACUUGUCACUGUCGUGAUCAACUUCAGGGCUUACCGGUUCACUUUGUCUUUUGGUUGAUUCUGUUCCUUGGUGGAAAUUUCCACCAUGCCGUAAAUAAUAGCUUUGUUUUCCUACAAUCAUAUGGUGUCUCUAAGCAAAUUUGAUGCAUCGAGAUUGUUUUCAGAUGUUUCCUUUUUAUUGCUCGGCAGUGAGAUUGUUUUGUUUUGAUUGUUACUCCUAUUCAACAUUGCAAACUAUGAUUGUUCUCUCAGUUGAUGCCAGCUUCCUGUGCCAUGCUGUUGAGAAUGCAAAGGUCUUGCAAUGCAUCUAUUCCCA